UGCCAUUGAUUAUCAGAGAGAGAGAGCGCUGUGACAGCACAGAGCAGCCACACACACUCAGGCUCAGGCAACAGGGACCCUGCGCUUCUCAGCCUCCAGCGACCAUCGGCGACACCAACACUGGGGGCAAAGAGAACGCGCACUAAACCCCACGUCCCGACAGCCAAUAAUUACACUACCCACCUCGCUUUAGACCUAUGUAUAUAUAUAUGUAAAUAUAUAUAUAUAUAUAUAUAAAAGGGGCAAACUUUUGUAUUCGGACAGUCCACAAAUGAUGACGGCGAAAGCUCUGGAGAAAAUCCCGGUGUCUCUCGGAAGUUUCAUUCAUCAGCUCCCAGACAGCAUGUACCCAGUGGAGGAGAUGACCCCGUCUGUCACUAUUUUCUCUAAUCCGGAGUUAGGACUGUACGAGCAGAUGCCAACAGAUGGAAUGAUGAACAUAGACAUGGGGAACGAAAAGAGACAUCUCGAUUUACCUUAUCCCAACACUUACCAUCCACCGCCUCCCCCUCGCAGUGGGACUUUUACCUACAUGGGCAAGAUCUCCAUCGAUUCCCAGUGUGCCACCGCCAACUGGAGCCCCGAAGGGAUCAUUAACAUAGUGAGUGCUGGGAUCCUGGGAGUCAACCCACCAUCCUCCUCCUCCUCCUCUUCAUCGUCCGCUUCUCCCAACCCUCUACACAGCACUCUCGGUUGCACAAUGCCACAGAGCCAGAACGAGAUGGAUCACAUUUACUCACCGCCACCUCCUUACACCACCAGCUGCGGAGACUUGUACCAGGACCCCGCACCUUUCUUCAGCACGUCCACCUGUAACAUUGGCUACCCUCCCCCGUCCUACCCUUCCCCCAAACCGGCUGCCGACAACACCCUGUUCCCGGUGCUCCCGGACUACAGCACGAUCUUCCAGCCUCACCAUCAUCAUCAUCACCAUCAUCAGCAGCGUGAGCUGCACCCAGGGACCGACCGCAAGCCCUUCUCCUGCCCGGUGGAUCCCAUUAGAAUGGUACCUCCUCCACUGACGCCCCUCUCGACCAUCAGAAACUUCACUAUGGGCAACCCCGCGGGGGAAGGGCCGAGGGUUUCCAGCACGUACGGUGGACAGAACUUACCGCUCAGGCCGAUCAGACUCAGGAAGUACCCCAACCGCCCCAGCAAGACCCCGGUCCACGAGAGACCCUACCCGUGCCCGGCCGAGGGCUGCGACCGGCGUUUCUCUCGCUCGGACGAGCUGACCCGACACAUCAGGAUCCACACCGGCCACAAGCCCUUCCAGUGCCGGAUCUGCAUGAGGAAUUUCAGCCGCAGCGACCACCUGACCACCCACAUCCGCACCCACACCGGAGAGAAGCCCUUCUCCUGCGAGUUCUGCGGCAGAAAGUUCGCCAGGAGCGACGAGAGGAAGCGGCACACCAAGAUCCACCUGAGGCAGAAAGAGAAAAAGAUAAACACAGAGAGAGCGCCGGCAAACGCCGGCUCCACGGUGGGGACUGUGUGCCCCGGGGGAACCCCCCCGAACAUCUGUCCGCCCAGGACAAUGUAAACCACAAUCCGCACUGACACUACCAGCAACGCAAACAGUCUCACUGUACCCCCGCCAAGUAUUUAUGACUCGCCGCGUCCAAGUCUCUCUUACAAGUUGUGUGUUUACAUAUUCUGUAUCCUCAUCCUCCUCUUGAAAAGAUUCUCAUUUCAUGUCACGGU
Molecule: messenger RNA, 1704 nt
Organism: Callorhinchus milii (elephant shark)
Lineage: Eukaryota; Metazoa; Chordata; Chondrichthyes; Chimaeriformes; Callorhinchidae
Gene: egr2b
Product: early growth response 2b
Exons: 2
Coding region: 272-1543 (423 amino acids)
Biological process (GO): regulation of transcription by RNA polymerase II
Molecular function (GO): DNA-binding transcription factor activity, RNA polymerase II-specific; RNA polymerase II cis-regulatory region sequence-specific DNA binding
Source: RefSeq, a predicted model, not a curated record